Saprolegnia diclina VS20 is the source of this 3573-nucleotide messenger RNA. RefSeq lists its product as hypothetical. The transcript is spliced from 7 exons. The record is from RefSeq and is a predicted model, not a curated record. The coding region runs from base 1 to 3573 and encodes 1190 amino acids. NCBI's taxonomy places the organism in Eukaryota, Oomycota, Saprolegniomycetes, Saprolegniales, Saprolegniaceae.
AUGUUCGUGGAGCUCGGCCUCUUCUUCGCGCGUCAAGUCAAAGCUCGACAUGAAGCCAGCGCGGGGUGCACUCAUGGCUUGUGCACUAAACCUUCUGUGGUUUCGCCGGUCGUUUCCGUUGCAUUUCGGAUAUCCAUGGCCAAGCGACGAGGGCUAUUGCUACUGCUAUGGCUGCUCGCAUGCGUUGGUGGCGCAGAGCUCGUCGUCGUGCAAGGCCCAGCGACAGAUGGACGCAGCCCGCCACCGUGCGUCCAGGCGUCGCUGCGCGUCGCCCAAGCCGUCUCCCUCGACGAGCUUCAGCACGCAACGCCCAAUGUGUCGCACGCGCUCGUGGCGUUCCUCGCGCAGUCGGACGUCAAGACGAGCGUCCGCCUCCGACGCGUCGACGUCACGGCGCCGUCGCUCAACGCAAAGGGCAAUGUGGUCUUGGACGUGUGUUUUCAACUGCCAACCGAUGCCAAUCGGUCGAGCCUUCUCACGGGCCUUGGCGCGUCGAUCGUGUGGACGGGCUUGCGCACGUCGCUGAGCACGCUCCACCGGCGCUUCCAGCUUCUCGACCAGGCGACGCCGCUCCAGCUCGUGGCGGCGCCGGUUCUGCGCGGCGAGGCCAAACCCUCAGGACCGACGAGCGCAGGGUACGUGCAAUGGUACCUUGUGCUACGCGGGGCAACGCUCGGCUUUUGGCACCGCAUGGCUCUUGUGCACGCGGUCGCGCAGCUGCUCAACGUGUCGACGACAUCGGUCUUUGCCCCGACCGCGGUGCAAGCGCCGUACGACGUCUACAACGGCAUAGCCACCAUCGUGCCCGUGGCGAUUGUGGGGGUGACGCCCAGCACCUUUGACGUCGUCACGUCGGCGCUGACGCGGCCGCUGCAGACGCUGCUGGCAGCAUCCCCAUGGCGUCUCUCGCUGCUGACGCAGACGCCCGACAGCAACGGCGAUAGCGCCUUGCCGCAGACCGCCGCGGCGUGGCCAGCGUAUCCGCAGCUUAAUCCAACGGCCGCGUACCCGCUGUCGAGCAUCUCGAGCCCGCCGCCAUCGGCGUACAUCGUUGCGUACGGCAUUGCAGAUCCCGUGACGCUCAGCACGCUCUCCCCUGUCAUCGACGGCUUCCUCAGCGUGCUCCAGCCGAGCUUGAACGCGUCGUUUGCUGUCUUUGCAGACUUGACGCUCACGACGUUGCCGCCCGACGCCUCGGCGAUGCUCUCGACGUCGCUUGGUAAUUCCAUCAACUUUGUCGUCGCCGGCGACGCUGCCACGAUCCUCGCCAAUGCGGAAGCGCUCCAAGCCGCGCUGGACGGCUACGCCAUCACACUCACACCGCUGCCAUCGUUGGGCAAGCGGGAGUGGUACCCGUACCUGCAGCUCGACUGCCCGUAUACCCUCGCGCCGCUCGCUGCGACCAUCCAACGCAUUGCGAUCGCAGCCUUCUUCGCCCGUCCGCUCGAGAGUGUCCGAGUGGUCGCCACGUCCGCAACGACAACGACGUUCGAGCUGGCCCUGACUCACACGUUCGAGCUUCGGUACGUGGUGAGCCAGCUCGAGGCGACGACGGCCUGGUCGACUGUCAUGGCGCAGUACGGGGCAGAGCCUGCUCGCUGCUCGCUUGGCGCGCAGUCGCUUUCCUAUCUAGCAUUAUACCCGAGCUCAACGAUCGCCUGGAGUGCUGCGGCACCGGCACCGACGACGACGUGCAGGGCAACGCUAGCCACCGCGUGCGAUCAGUGCCAGCGCUACUACGACGCCACGUGCUAUGGCCGCCCAGUGUGCUACCAAGCCAACGCCGCCUGGAUGACGCAACUGCAAACUCAAAUCGCAACGGGCGUGACGGACGCCACGGCGCUCUUCCAGCAGCCAUCCGGACCGUCGUCCGAUACGGCGUUGGCCAAGUACUAUGCGUGCCUUGCCGCGUUCGCGUGUCCUGUGCACGGCGCGCAGCUUCGUGCGAGCAGCGACGAGACGCACAGUCUCUGGGUCAGCAACUCGACCACGGACUUUUCAACGCUCUUGGCGUACCCGUUUGGCGUGUUCAACGUCUCGACGUCGAGCUUGUUUUCAACGCCAGGCGCCCUAGCGACAGCGCUCACUGUCCACGCACCUACUGUCUACGUGAACGUGACCACCGCGGUGAGUACGUCGGGCACGCAAGUCACCGUGACGUUUUCCCCACUGAUGCGUCUGCCGCUCGCGUUGCCGGUGGUCGUAUCGAGCUCGGCGCCGGCGACGAUCACAAGGAUGUCGAUGGCGACGCAGCUGCUGGUGCUCGACCCCACUUCCUCCAGCGACAGCGCAGUCGUGCUCGAGACACCGCUGUGUGUUGGCUGUGCAGCCGCCUGUCGCAGCCUCGAUAGCUGCGCGCCGCUGCUUACCUGCAAGGAGGCGGUGUUCGCAUCCGCAGUCGCCCAGCUCUCGACGCAACCAGUGUUUGCAUCGAUCGACGUCACAGACGCGGUCACGGCGUGCGUCGACACUGCAAGUAGCGCCGACACGACGCUCUUCUUGGCGGCGAUGCACUGCUUUCUCCACCAUGCGUGCCCGAUCGUGACGACCUAUAGCGACAUUGUGCAAGGUCGCAUGCUCGCGCUACGGAGCGUCGUCGGCGUCCAGUCCCUAAGCGUCGUCAACGCUACCACACGCACGCUGACAGUGGACAGGCCGACGUCGACGUCGCUGACCAUUGCACCCAGCAACGCCUCGGACGUCCUCUCGACGUUCUUUGCACCAAUCGCAGACGUCACGAUAUCGUCGAUGGACGACGCCACGCUGUUUAUAACGUUUGCCAACUAUGCGACACGUCACUUGCCGACACUGUCGGUGACGGCGUCGUCGGUGCUGCAGCCACCGCGCUUACUGGUGUACGUCGCACCGCUCAACACGACGCGGUUCGGGUUCCCGUACCAAGCGUUUGAAUCACCCAACGUACCCGUGAGCGCAGCGGCGACGCCCAACCGCACAUGUGUUGCCUUGCAGCGUCCGAUUGACGGCUGCAUCGGCAGCUGUCCGCUGCUCCUGCGCCAAGUGGCCUCGGCCAUCGCGUUGGCCACCGAGGCCAUGACUUGGCAGCCGCCUGGCUCCACCCUGUCGCUUCCACUGGAUUGGCAAGGGGUCUUGACGACGGCAGUCGCCAUCGAUGCUCGGGGCGUGCGGUCGUACCUCGCAACAAUGAAUGCCCGUGACGUCGCCGGCUGCCCCGUGACGGCCCGCGUGGACCUCGGGCUCCAAAUGACGCUUCUAUCGUCACCACUCGUGCUCUCGGUGACGAUUCCAAGCCCGAAUGACAACGUCUCGUUGUCCGUCUUCGUGGGCGGCUUGCCCGUCGGAACGAUUGCGCCGGCGUCGGCCGCCCCCGCGCAGCUACCAGGCCUCCUUGCCGGGCUCGCCACUGCAUCGGCUAUCGUGCUCUCGUCGUCGUUCAACGCGCUAGUCUUGCAGCUGUCUCUUGGCUCGUUUUACGGUCCAUCGCUCGAGCUGCAAACGUCCAAUGGCGCCGGGGUCAGCGUCGAGGUCGUCCGUGUGCCGGCGCAUGCACUCGCGAUCGCUGCGAUCGACCCGAGCGCCUUUGUGCCGCACUAA